GGCCGCCUCGAAUCAGGCGCUGCGUCGUCGUCAUCAGUCGCAGACAGAGACGGAAAAGCUUCAACUGUCACAACUUAAGAGUCUGUUUACUUUAGAUCUUGCUCCUCGCGUAGCAGACUCAAUCCCACAAUGCAAUGCAGCAAUGUGGUCUCACUACCCAAGGUGCUUCUCGAGUUCCAUGGAAGAUUUCACAAUUUGAUGGACAGCCUGAAUUCUGAGCCCAAGAUGGCUGAAUUCAUGCGCACGUCUUUGGGGAAGUAUCUCAACAGCCACCCUUUUCUUGCCCUGUCCUUGCUGGUUUUCGGCGCUUUGGCGACAGUACCUGUUGUUCUCUUCCUGGUCUUUGCCAUGGUAACGUUCAUCUCUGUCACUGUGGGCUUUGUGUUCUUGGAGGUGUUCCUACUGACUCUGGGUGGAGCCACACUGCUCUGCGCACUCUGUGGUGUUGCCAUGGUUGCCAUCAUGGUCUCCUUUAUCCUCAGUGCCUUCUACAUCACCACCUCAAAUGUGCUCAACUUGUACUACAGCCAAAGGGUUUCAGAGGAGAAGAGCGAUCCUGCAAAAAUCCUGGGGUCUAAGAACCAGAGAGGCCAAUGAAUGGUACCACUUUAUCCCACAACCAAAAAAAAACCCUGCGAGGACUGCCUGUCACAAAAUCAUAAAAAUGUACCUAUACCAAAUUAUAGAACAAAUGGUAGAAUUUGCCAGUAUGAAAAAUCAAAUACCCAAAUCAUAACCAUAUGCUGUGCCUCUGAGCAUAAACCGCUCCAUUUCAAAGCAGAAUUGAAGAAAUGUUGCAGACACCACACAGUCAGAUACUGCCUCUGUGUUUAUAAUAACCAAAUACCUUUCUUUAGGAAACUCAGUUUCAGUAUUUAAAUGGAAAUGACAUCUUUCACUACCAGUUCUCAAGCUGUUCUCAUCUCAAGCUUCACCAUUCCAUAAUUGACUAGGUUUACAUGCACACUAAUAUACCAACAUUUACCCAAUUAUUCAGGUAUCCCAACUAAGACUUUGGUCAUAUAAACAGAUUAUUUCAAUAACCAUAAUCGGAUUAAGCAGUACAUGUUCCCAGAACAAAAUGUGUGAAAUGACCCUAUUAAAUAGACCUUAUUUGGAGUAUAAUUAUUACGCAGAAAGAAACCUAAUCUGUACCUAUUUUUAUUUUUCAAGGUAUCUCAGGUAAUCUCGCUAUCUUGCCAUUGCAGUGAACCCAGAAAGUGAACAUUUGACUGAGACAGUCUUUCAGUUACAAAAUACAUCAAUUAUUUCUGGCCUGAAAAAGCACGACAAUAGCAUUUUUCUUUUUAAAGUUGCUGAGAAAAGAAUCGAUAAUCAAUUUUGAAUUCACAAAAACACAAAGUGGUGUUUAUCUACAGGAUUUAUCUGGGAUACUCUAAUGUCAGGAAUAUCAGCAGCUAUUGUGAUGCAUGGUGCAUAUAAACAACUGAAUUCAGGAUAUCACCCUAACCAUGGCAGUACUCCACAGUGCCUCCUUCAGGCUAAAGCAAUAGGGGCUGGGGUUGCUGUGGAUGUGUAGUGACUACUGUAUGAACAUUAAUGACUCUGACCUACAAAAAAAACAUUAAUUAAUGGCAAGGAAUUUUACUACGAGGGUCUGAGUCUGGAUACACGAACCCAGUCUGCAACUGCAACAAAUGAGCUGUGUUAAUUGAAGCACAGCUUCAAGCUCACAUACCGUAACCAGUCCCAAUGAGGUUUCGGGUUGUGAGGUGAUUGGCUGUAUACACUACUGAGAGGUUACGCAAUCUGCAGUUGCACAGAAGAGCAGAAUGCUUUUAAUACUGCUUUUUGGAACACUGUUGUCAUGGCAGUAAUAUUUCUGAUUUGAUUCAUUUUACGCUUCCUUCAAAUAUUUAAAAUUUUUUAGUUUAUCAAAUAUUUAUGAACGGCUUGCUUAUACGUACAUCUGUAGUACAUCACUACACAUUCAGCUUAUUUGCACUUAUUCAACCAUUUUUAUUUGCAUUGCACAUCAUCCCCAUCUAAUGUUUUGAGUGGUAUAUGUUCAAUGUAAAUUAAUUUUCUUCUUUCAAUAACUGUAAAUCUAAUCUGGAGACUGGUUUUCUAUUGGCUCUACUAAAAAGAGGAUGUUUAUUUUGAAUGUCAUUUUUUAAUGUUUUACCUCUAUCUUGUGCCUGAAAACAAAAUCCUACUGUUAAACAACUAAAUUGAACUACAGAACUGGUCCACAUGGACAUGUGUAGCAUCUGGCUGAAUCCACUUUAUGAUGGCAUUGUAGUGUGUGGCAUAGACCCUGUAAGUCAGGGGUGUCAAACUGAAUCCCCAGGGGGCCGCAGUGUCUGCAGGUUUUUGUGGUUUCCUUUCAAUCAGCUGCCAAUUAAGGCCAAUUAAGGCCUUGAGAACAAGGCGUGUGGAUUCUUUAACCAAUCAAUGACUUGAAUGAACCCAGAACACCCAAAAAACCAGCAGACACUACGGCCCUCCAGGACUGGAGUUUGACACCUGUGCUGUAAGUGUACAAUAUACAGCAGGGGUGCCAAAUCAUGUGCCGUAAAGGGCAGAGAAUAUACAGGUUUUCAUUCAAAUAAAUCGCUACACCAGGUGAUUUCACUAAUUAGUUCCCUCAUCUGAUUGAAGGUGUGGUAAUUAGUGAACUCAAAGGUACAAUGUAUGGAUACAUCCUAGAAAGCAGGGGUGCACAACUCAAGUCCUGGAGGGCUGGUCUGCAAGAUGGUUUUUGUUCCAACCAAUUACCUCAAUUUAUUUUUCUGACAGCAGAUAAAUGUUGGUUCACUCCUGUACUUGAGCACAGUGCAAGCUUUAGGGUACACUUGCAGUCUGCAGCUAUAGAUGGUGCAUAUACAAAUGUCUGGAUUCAUUCAAGACGUUGAUUGGUUAAAGUAUCCACACGCCUUGUUCUCAAGGCCUUAAUUGGCCUUAAUUGAAACUGAUUGAAAGGAAACCACUAAAACACUGCGGAAUUCAGUUUGACACCCCUGGUGUAGGGUAUACCUGUUUGACUGGGUUUUGGGUUCCAGUACAUAGAUGUGGAAGAGGUGUAGUUUCAGUCUGUGGAUUCAUACUGAAAGCAUGUCAACUGGAAGCUGUUGUGUUGUAACAGGGAUCUCAACUUCACAGCUUUACUCCAGUAAACAAAAGCAGAACUCUCAUAUGAUAAUUUUUUUAUAUAUAUACAUUAUGCUUGCUGAAAAAUGAUAUGGGAUGACAACAUGCUGCCUUGCAUCUACUGCACUAAGAAACUUGCUUUAAAGUAUGUAAUUUAUUUCUAUAGUCUUCCUACUGAACCUUUGGUUAAAUUUGUUUAAAUUCAAUAUCAUGUUUGUAUAUGAUCAUUUUACAUUAAAGUAUAAAAACUUCA
This is a messenger RNA of Conger conger (European conger), 3364 nucleotides long. Its product is annotated as lipid droplet assembly factor 1-like. The transcript is spliced from 5 exons. The record is from RefSeq and is a predicted model, not a curated record. Bases 130 to 597 code for a protein of 155 amino acids. NCBI's taxonomy places the organism in Eukaryota, Metazoa, Chordata, Actinopteri, Anguilliformes, Congridae.